Messenger RNA from Solanum pennellii, 1209 nucleotides. RefSeq lists its product as uncharacterized. The record is from RefSeq and is a predicted model, not a curated record. NCBI's taxonomy places the organism in Eukaryota, Viridiplantae, Streptophyta, Magnoliopsida, Solanales, Solanaceae. The transcript is spliced from 4 exons. The coding region runs from base 1 to 1209 and encodes 402 amino acids.
AUGCGGUUAUUGAUGGAAGGUCGAACAGUGAAGAGGCAUAAUUUUAUACUUCAUGAUGUGCUAGGGAAAGUGGAUUCAUUUAUAUUUCCUAUUCUCGACUGUGAGGUUGACUUUGAGGUUCCCAUCAUUCUAGCGAGGCCAUUCCUUUCCGCUAGGCGUACAUUACUUGAUAUGGAAAAGGGGCAGAUAAAGUUUAGGUUGAACAACAAAGAAGCAAGCUUUAACAUAUGUAUGUCCAUAAAGCUAACUGUAUCUGCUAUAUCCUACGGGGUUGAGAGCAUUGAUGCUAUUGAAAAGUAUGGGUCUUUGGUUGCUGCACUUGAACAGAAUAAGUGUCGGUCAAAAUGGAAGAUACUAGAGUUGGAUAUGAAGCAUUGUGAAUCUCCACCCGCAAAACCAUCUAUUGAGAAGGCCCGAAAAUUAGUAUUGAAUGCUCUACCACCUCAUCUGAGGUAUGUGUUCGUGUGUAGAAAUCAUACUUUGCUGGUGAUAAUUGCAGCAGAUUUAAAUAUGGCACAAGUGGAGUUUUUAGUGGCGGUAUUGAAAAGGUUUAAACGAGUUAUUGGGUGGACAAUUGCGGACAUUAUUGGGAUCUCUCCCGGUAUUUUUUCCCAUAGAAUCAAACUGAUGUCCGAUCAGAAACCAAGUUUUGAUCCUCAAAGAAGUUUGAACCCACCUAUGCAAGAGGUAGCAAAAAAGGAGAUCAUCAAGUGGUUGGAUCCUAAGUCAUCUACUCUAUUGUGGAUACCAGUGAUCGGAUGGAGAAUUUGCAUGGAUGAUCGGAAGUUGAAUCUUUGGACUGAGAAGGACCAUUUCCCUAUACCUUUUAUGGACCAAAUGUUAGACAUACUGGCAGGAAAAAGGUGGUAUUGUUUUCUUGAUGGUUAUUCGAGAUACAAUCAAAUCUUUAUUGCCUCUGAAGAUCAAGAUAAGACCACUUUCACGAGCCCUUAUAGGACAUGUGCUUUCAAGAGAUUGUCGUUUGGGUCAUAUAAAGCACUGCCCUUCGAGCGAUAUAUGAAGUCAAAAUUCUCUUAUAUGGUAGAGGACACUAUUGAGAUGUUCACGGAUUAUUUUUCUGUGGUUGACGACUCCUUUGAUUGGUGUUUGAGUAAAUUGGCUGAGCAAUGGGUUAAGGUUCACAUUGGGGACAGGGACCUGAAGAGUGAUGACUCUGUUAUCGAUCAAAUCUUGAAUCUUAUGUUUUAG